Diuraphis noxia (Russian wheat aphid) is the source of this 2208-nucleotide messenger RNA. RefSeq names its product zinc finger MYM-type protein 1-like. NCBI's taxonomy places the organism in Eukaryota, Metazoa, Arthropoda, Insecta, Hemiptera, Aphididae. The record is from RefSeq and is a predicted model, not a curated record.
AUGUCAAAGCGUUCAUAUCCUAGUGGUGCUUCAAAGAGGCAGAGAGCAAUCGUAAAAGAAAUCAACGAAAAAAAAAUCAUAAAUUCUUUACCUAAGCUUACAGAUUUUUUUUCUUCUGUUCCUCCCAAAGAAGAAACUAAUUUAGUUUUACCAAUAUCCCAAGAAACGAUAACAAUUAACCAACAAUCACAAGUAUCUCAAAAUCCUACUUUAAGCCUUAAUAAAUAUUUCGUUGAUUCUCCAGAAACAGUUGAGGACAAUUCAUUAGUAUCAAAUGAUCCCGGAAAUUGGAAUACAUUAACUGAGGAAAAACGAAAUAUGUAUAUUAAAAAAGGUUCCAAAUUUUUUCAAAAUAAAGAUAGUGACUUUUUAAAUUCCGCACGAAAUUAUACAGAAUCAAAUGGUAAAAUUAAAGUGAGACACUUAACCAAGUCAAUAUUCACUCGUCAACUAAAAAAUGGUGAAAAUGUCGAUAGAUCGUGGCUUUUAUAUUCUCCCUCGAAAAAAGCUUUGUUUUGUUUUGUAUGUCGUCUCUUUUCUUCUACAAAAACUGGAUUUAGUUGUGAACAAGGAUUUAAUGACUGGAAACAUGUUCAUACGGUUGUCUUGGAGCAUGAAAAUAGCUUAAUGCACAGAGAAUCUGUCAUGACUUUUUCUGUUAGGACCAAAAAUAAUGGUCGCAUAGAUCAAGAAAUAUCUUAUCAAAUAAACUUAGAAGUAAAUUAUUGGAAAGAAGUUUUAAAGAGAAUUGUUGCUGUAAUAAAAUUUUUGUCGUCACGAGGAAUUGCGUUUCGCGGAGAAAAUCAAAUAAUUGGAUCUCAACACAAUGGGAACUAUUUGGGCUGUUUAGAGUUAAUAAGCCAAUUUGAUCCAUUUCUUUUAGAACAUUUAAAUAAAUAUGGAAAUCAAGGCAAAGGAAAUCCUUCAUAUUUGUCAGCUAAUAUUUGUAAUGAAUUUAUUAACAUAAUGGGGAGACAAGUGCUAAAUGCAAUUCUUUCGGAAUUAAAAGUGGCUAAAUAUUAUUCAAUUAGUGUUGAUUCCACUCCUGAUCUUUCUCAUAUUGAUCAAAUGACAUUCAUUAUUCGGUAUGUUAAUGAUGAUACUCCAGUUGAACGUUUUUUGGAAUUUAUUCCUAUUGAUGAACAUGGAUCUGAGUAUUUAUUUAAAGUUAUUUUAUCUUUUCUUGAAAAAAAUCAGAUUAGUUUGAAUAACUGUCGUGGCCAGUCGUAUGACAAUGCUGCAAAUAUGUCAGGACAAUAUGCUGGUCUACAAGCUAGAAUAAAAGAAAAGUGUAAUUUUGCUAUUUUUAUUCCAUGUGCAGCUCAUUCUUUGAACUUGGUAGGGGUUCGUGCAGCAGAAUGUGUUAUGGAAGCAGUAAGUUAUUUUCAAUUUGUACAAAAAUUGUAUAAUUUUUUUUCGAGUUCUACCUAUCGUUGGAGUAUCAUGAAAAAGUGCCUAGGCUCACAUCAUGUUUUAAAGUCACUAUCAGAAACUAGAUGGUCUGCUCGAGCUGAUGCUGUUACUGCUUUGUGUAAUGGUUACAAGGAAAUUUUAGAUGCUCUAAAAACAAUUGAAAUAGAUGAUAAGACUUCACCAAAUGUUAAAAACGAAACCCAUGGCUUAAUUAAGAAAAUGAAAAAGUUGGAAAAUAUUGUUCUUACUGAAAUUUGGAGUAAAAUCUUAUCAAGAAUAAAUGAAACAAACAAAAAUUUACAAAAAGAAAACCUUACUAUUGACGUCGGUUCAAAAUUAUUUGAUUCUCUUGCUGGUUUUCUAAGUGAGAUUAGAGAUAACUUUUAUUGUUAUGAAAGUUCCGCUAGAGAAAAAUUUCCAGAUUCUGACUAUAAAGAUUUACACCAACGAACUAAGAAGAGGAGUAUUCAUUUAACAUUACCCGGUGAACUGACAAACAAAAGUACAUCGUUUUCAGGUAGUGAAAAAUUCAAAAUAGAMACUUACUUCCCAAUAAUAGAUACAUUAAUAACUCAGUUAAAAAUUCGUGGUAAAUCAUACAAUACAAUAAAUAAACUGUUUGGAUUUUUCUCUAAUUUAAAAAAUUUAGAGACAAAAGAAGUACAAGUCCAUUGCAAAACAUUUGCGGAAUUUUAUCACGUAGAUAUUAAUGAAAAUGAAUUAAUUUUAGAAUGUAUACACUUAAAAGCGUAUCUAUCGGAACUUGAUAUUUCUGAAUUCAGUAUUUCUAUAUAG